This is a messenger RNA of Colius striatus (speckled mousebird), 984 nucleotides long. It is a transcript of the gene NPBWR1, whose product is annotated as neuropeptides B and W receptor 1. The coding region runs from base 1 to 984 and encodes 327 amino acids. Lineage: Eukaryota; Metazoa; Chordata; Aves; Coliiformes; Coliidae. Gene Ontology annotation, cellular component: membrane; neuron projection. The record is from RefSeq and is a predicted model, not a curated record. Gene Ontology annotation, molecular function: neuropeptide receptor activity; neuropeptide binding. The transcript has a single exon. Gene Ontology annotation, biological process: neuropeptide signaling pathway.
AUGGAGAACUCCUCCAUCCCUGAGACCAAUUCCUCAUGUGCAGAGUGCACUGGGAGAGCAGAUGGGGGUCUGAAUAUGUCCACUCCUGCACUGAGCCCCAGCUUCUAUGUCACUGUACCCAUCAUCUAUUCAAUCAUCUGUGCCGUGGGGCUGACAGGCAACACUGCUGUCAUCUAUGUAAUACUCAAAGCCCCGAAGAUGAAAACAGUCACCAACAUCUUCAUCCUCAACCUGGCCAUUGCUGACGAGCUUUUUACAUUGGUGCUACCGAUCAACAUUGCUGACUACCUGCUUCUGCAGUGGCCCUUUGGAGAGUUUAUGUGCAAGCUCAUCAUCUCCAUAGACCAGUACAACACAUUCUCCAGCAUCUACUUCCUCACCGUCAUGAGCAUUGACCGCUACCUGGUUGUGGUGGCCACCACCAAGUCCAGGAAGAUGUCCUAUCGCACCUAUCGAGCCGCCAAGAUUGUGAGCCUCUGUGUCUGGUCCUUUGUCACAGUCAUCAUCUUGCCCUUCACUGUCUUUGCUAAGAUACACAAGGAGGAGGGGCGCUCCCAGUGUGUCUUCGUGUUCCCCCAGCCAGAGAGUGUGUGGUGGAAAGGCAGUCGAAUCUACACUCUUAUUUUAGGCUUUGCCAUCCCCGUGUCCACCAUCUGCAUCCUCUACACCACCAUGCUGUGCCGGCUGAGACGUAUGCACCUCCACUGCAAUGCAAAAGCCCUGGAUAAGGCCAAAAAAAAGGUGACACUGAUGGUGGUUGUCAUCCUGGCUGUGUGCCUGUUCUGCUGGACGCCUUAUCACCUUAGCACAGUGGUGGCCCUCACCACAGACAUCCCACAAACUCCACUUAUCAUUGCAAUUUCCUACUUCAUCACUAGCUUGAGUUAUGCCAACAGCUGUUUCAACCCUUUCCUAUAUGCCUUUCUGGAUGACAGUUUCCGGAGGAGCUUUCGCAAACUGAUAGAUUGCAGAACCACCUCAUAA